AUGUCGCGAGCCGAGGAGCUUCAGCCGCUGACUCCACCGCGCGAUGCGUAUGUCUCGCGCCAGCACCCUACACUAUCGACUGCGUCGCCCGCCUUAGUGCGAGCCCUUGAUUUCGGCGCGCCUGCUACUGCCUACAGCGGGCUCGAAGGAAUGUCGGCGUUUACCCAUGCACCUGCCGCGGCGCCGGCCACCCCGGUCGACGUUGGCAAGCACGGCUGCGGCAAUGCGAACAGCGAGCGGAUGCCAGUCGAAGAGGUGGUGGUCAAUCUGGGGCCGAUCGAUCUUGCCCCGUCGUCGUCGUCGUCGCAGCUGACCGAAGACGGACUGGAUGACUGGCCGGCGUCCGGCAGCGCGAGCUCCGAGUCUCCUCAGUCGGUGCUUCCGGAUCCAAGCACCCCGCCUGUCCACCGCCUUGCCGCGCUGGCCUCGCGUUCGGAUCCGUGGCUCCGCCCGCCGGUCACCGAGCUGACCACCAAUCCGGGCGUGCUCGCCUCGCCGCUCGCCGCGCCUCGCCUCGACACGUCGGUCAUGUGCGACGCUGAUGACCUCUCGUGUGGGCUGGGUGACGAGUCGGCCUCGGACGCAAGCGACUGUUGUGAUUCGUCGCCGGUGCCGGCUGGUGCGCCUGAGGACGCCACGCCGCUCAAAAUCAACGCACGCCGCUCGGCGACGUAACCAACGGCUGAAGACCGAAAUGAUAAGCGCUCACAGCCGAGUCGAAGGCGGAACGUGGGCAGCGGCAACCCGGGCCACAGCGCGGCAAAACUCUCGUGUAUGCAGAAUGAACGACGACGCGUGGCCACCGACGCACCAGGUGAUGGCCGACUCGGGGAGCAU
Molecule: messenger RNA, 837 nt
Organism: Thecamonas trahens ATCC 50062
Lineage: Eukaryota; Apusomonadida; Apusomonadidae
Exons: 2
Coding region: 1-675 (224 amino acids)
Source: RefSeq, a predicted model, not a curated record